Diorhabda sublineata is the source of this 1400-nucleotide messenger RNA. RefSeq lists its product as uncharacterized. Bases 252 to 1142 code for a protein of 296 amino acids. NCBI's taxonomy places the organism in Eukaryota, Metazoa, Arthropoda, Insecta, Coleoptera, Chrysomelidae. The transcript is spliced from 6 exons. The record is from RefSeq and is a predicted model, not a curated record.
AGAAGCGAGCGUCAGGAGUAGCAUUUAGUAACAGGAGGAGAACAAGUUGCACUCCCUCUCAGUUUCGCGCGGUUGGUAUCAAAAACAACAGACGUAUUUACCCUAUUUCUAUGAAGACAAGUGGUCGGAAUUGAAAAUUUGACAGUAAUUUUUCGUAUAUUUGUGGAUACAUCGUUUUUAAUUUUGGUUGUACGUAUUUUAUGAAGUGUGUUUUAUCUGUGUUUUUUUUGUGAACUGGGAAAUCCGACAAAAUGAAAAAGUGGAGAUUGUUUUCAACGCAUUCGGCUAAAAAGCUUCUGGUUAUUGUUCUGCUUUUUGUAGUUUCUGAUGUAAUAGCUGUCAGACAAGUUUCAGUCAGAAUUCCUACUGCAGUGAAACGUUUCGAUACAGUCACGCUCCAAUGUAAAUACGACCUGGAAAAUGAACCUUUGUACACGUUGAAGUGGUAUAAAGGUUCUAAGGAAUUCUACAGAUAUAUCCCGAAAGAACUUCCCAGUACUCAAGUGUUUCCUCUACCAGGAGUAACUGUUGAUGUACAAAAGAGUACUCCGAAUAACUUGGUUCUGAAAAAUGUACAGUUGGAAGUAACAGGUCGUUAUAAAUGUGAGGUGUCUUCAGACGCUCCUAAUUUUUACACAUUAAUGCAGUCGGGUUACCUGUACGUAGUAGAUGUGCCAGUUGACGAUCCGAUACUUCGAAUAGAUAAAGAGAUUCUGGAUACAGGUUUACGGCUGAAAGGAAAUUGCUCUUCUCCUCCUUCUUAUCCAUCCGCUAAUAUUACAUGGCUGCUAAAUGGAGUAAUUGUUAAUAGUAGCUAUCAACAACGCGUUCAGCCCCACGAUUACAAUAUGAAGGUUACUAGUACCUAUCAGAGUAGAAGAGUUCCAUUGGUGACGAUUUCCGGUAUAGAUCUAGGGGUCGACGAGAACAAUUUUUAUGGUGGAAAAGCCCAACUUUCUUGCAUCGCAAAUGUAUUUCAUUUAUACAGAAAAGAAAAGAGUUUGAUAUUCGAUGAAGAUCGACCUCGACCCAGACCUUCCUCAGUUCUAGGAACAAGGGAUGAAAGUUCAGAAGCAGUACCCGCCAGAGGUCGAUUCAUUCUUUUGGCAAUUUCGAUGAAAUUGAUAUCAGUGAUUCGGUAAUAGAUUAACUGUGAUUUAUGGAAAUACGGUACAACUGAACAGUGUUUUAUAAUAAAUUAAAAGUGUGUAUUUCCAGUGGAAAACGUUGUGAUAUAGACCAAAAUGUAAAUAUUAUUAUAAAUGUUAAACAGUUAAGUGAAGACUUAUUCCGUUCUAUAAAUAUGUCAAAAUGUGAAAACAGUUUCUGUUAGAAUAUUCUAAAUAAUUUUCAUGAUCCCCAACCAAUAUUAUAUAAUACAAUCUUUUUGGACAAUCAAA